AUGGCGGCGUGUGGACGUGUACGGAGGAUGUUCCGCUUGUCGGCGGCGCUGCAGCUGCUGCUGCUCGCGGCGGCCGGGGCCCAGAAACUCCUGGGCCCGGGCGGCCACGGCCACGGCCAGGGCCAGGGCCCCGGGGCCAACUUUCCGGCCUUUGUAGGGCAGACUGGAGGCGGCGGGCCGGCAGGUCAGCCGCUGCUCCAGCUGCCUCAGUCAUCUCAGCUCCAGCACCAGCCGCAGCAGCCGCAGCAACCGCCUCAGCCGCCGCAGCCGCCUUUCCCGGCGGGUGGGCCUCCGGCCCGGCGGGGCGGAGCGGGGCCCGGCGGGGCUGGCGGGGGCUGGAAGCUGGCGGAGGAAGAGUCCUGCAGGGAGGACGUGACCCGUGUGUGUCCCAAGCACACCUGGAGCAACAACCUGGCGGUUCUCGAGUGCCUGCAGGACGUGAGGGAGCCUGAAAAUGAGAUUUCUUCAGACUGCAAUCAUUUGUUGUGGAAUUACAAGCUGAAUCUAACUACAGACCCCAAAUUUGAAUCUGUGGCCAGAGAGGUUUGCAAAUCCACCAUAUCAGAGAUUAAAGAAUGUGCUGAUGAACCAGUUGGGAAAGGUUACUUGGUUUCCUGCUUGGUGGAUCACCGAGGCAACAUCACUGAGUACCAGUGUCACCAGUAUAUCACCAAGAUGACGGCCAUCAUUUUCAGUGAUUACCGUCUAAUCUGUGGCUUCAUGGAUGACUGCAAAAAUGACAUCAACAUUCUGAAAUGUGGCAGCAUUCGGCUUGGAGAAAAGGAUGCACAUUCACAAGGUGAGGUGGUAUCAUGUUUGGAAAAGGGCCUGGUGAAGGAAGCAGAAGAGAGAGAUCCCAAGAUUCAAGUCUCUGAACUCUGCAAGAAAGCCAUUCUGCGGGUGGCUGAGCUGUCCUCAGAUGACUUUCAUCUAGACCGGCAUUUAUAUUUUGCUUGCCGAGAUGAUCGGGAGCGUUUUUGUGAAAACACGCAAGCUGGGGAAGGCAGAGUGUAUAAAUGCCUCUUUAACCAUAAGUUUGAAGAAUCCAUGAGUGAGAAGUGUCGAGAAGCACUGACGACCCGCCAAAAGCUGAUUGCCCAGGAUUACAAAGUCAGUUAUUCGUUGGCGAAAUCCUGUAAGAGUGACCUGAAGAAAUACCGGUGUAAUGUGGAAAACCUUCCGCGGUCCCGGGAAGCCAGGCUCUCCUACCUUCUCAUGUGUCUGGAGUCAGCUGUGCAUAGAGGGCGCCAAGUAAGCAGUGAGUGCCAGGGGGAGAUGUUAGAUUACCGGCGCAUGUUGAUGGAAGACUUUUCUUUGAGCCCUGAGAUCAUCCUGAGCUGUCGGGGGGAGAUUGAACACCACUGUUCUGGAUUACAUCGAAAAGGGCGAACUCUGCAUUGUCUAAUGAAAGUAGUUCGUGGGGAAAAAGGGAACCUCGGAAUGAACUGCCAGCAGGCGGAAGUGUUAAACAUGCUGAAGGAAAGCAAAGCAGACAUCUUUGUGGACCCAGUCCUUCAUACAGCGUGUGCCCUGGACAUUAAACACCACUGUGCAGCCAUUACACCUGGCCGAGGGCGUCAAAUGUCCUGCCUCAUGGAGGCCCUGGAGGAUAAGCGGGUGAGGUUACAACCCGAGUGCAAAAAACGCCUCAAUGACCGGAUUGAAAUGUGGAGUUACGCUGCAAAGGUGGCCCCAGCAGAUGGCUUCUCUGACCUCGCCAUGCAAGUGAUGACAUCUCCAUCAAAGAACUACAUUCUGUCUGUAAUCAGUGGGAGCAUCUGUAUAUUGUUCCUGAUUGGCCUGAUGUGUGGACGUAUCACCAAGCGGGUAACACGAGAGCUCAAGGACAGGCAACAAUGCAGGUCAGAGACAGUGGCUUAUAAAGAUUUAGCGUGGUCUCAGGGUGUGACUGGCCGUCCAAUGUGACCCUUCUGCAGGCUCGAUGCCACCUUCCCAGACAAGUUCCCUUAUGCCUCUUUGUGGAGAGGACUUGGAAAGUUACUAUGUUAAAAGAUGGAGCCUAUUCUCCGUGUUUUGUUUUGUUUUUUUCCCCUUUCUGUCCAUUUGCUGCAUACACCCACUGUAGUAGGCAUUGGCUAAAUGUUGUACUUUGAUGAUUCAUCAGUCUUUCCAGAAUCUGAGCUUUAUGGAAGCAGUCUUCCUGGCCGUCCUCCCUCGUCCUUCCAGUGUGGGAUAACAGGUUUGGAGUGUAAAAGGGAGGGGUGCAAGCAUCAGGGUCCAACCUGGCACACCUUGGUUUGAGUUUGGGCAUGGAGUUACAGUGGCUGCACAAGAGGGUGGCGUGUACAGUAGGAGAUAUAUUUAUAUAAUAUAUAUUUUAUUAACCUGUUAGACGUCCACAGAGUAUUAUAAAUCACGUGCCUAAAACUGUCCACGUAGACCAUGGCGCCCUUCCUUGCCCUGCCCCUCCUUUGCCACCGUCCACAUGGGCUGCAGGACCUACGCAACAUUUGUCUCCCCUGAAAUGUGUUCGAUACAAAGUGGGUCAGUGUGUGGAUCAGUUUAUUCAAAUUACUCCUUUUCUAAUCUGACUGGCAUAUAUUUGAAUACUGUGGUUUUCUUCUUUUUCUUGUUGCUACCCUUCCUGGAGGCAGUGGGGUCCAGAAGCCAGCUCUGUCCCCCUGCCUAGGGUACUUCAAGUCACCAAGGGGAGCUGCUAAGCUGCUUGGUCCCCUCAGUCCUGCUCUUAGGGUCUUCCUGAUUCUCAGCACCUGUCCUGGGAUUCUUUAGCCUCAUAAAACUUGAAACUCUUGGAGUCUGGGCAACAGCCCCCUGCUACCACCAUUGUGGGACUGAAUUGGGCUGGUCCAGAUGGUCCACCUCCAGGGGUUCCCACCUGGGCUGCAGGAGCUUGGGAAUGAGAACUGGGGAUGUCAUCUAAACGCAGGCCCCCACCAACGUGUCUGGCAUGGUUUACAGGAUAGGAUAAACAUUCAUCAUUUGGUGAGUGUGUGCGUACCGCUCUCCAUCUGUACAUUCUCCCUCCCAAUGUAUGUAAAACAUCUCCAUAGUUUAAUGUGUCUUGACAUUUUGGGUUUGUCUUAGUUGUCUGCAACAAAUCGGGAAGCUUGAAAAGGAGUUUGAUUCUUGAAACAUUUGUCAUCUUUAGAAAUAGUCAGAAUAAAAGGGAUAAUUCUGCCAGUAUCUUCAGUUGCUUGUUGCUAGAAAGCAUUUCAUCAUCCUGCGCGGAGUAGUUUCAGGUGACCGGUUCUUGAGAGUCCCAGGUAGUGUCCUGAGCAGUUUUCUACCUCCAGGGGGCCCAGCACCAUCUGAACCUGUAGCUCACCUGUAUCCAUUGGUCCCUCAUUUGGUGGAACAACACAGGUUCUGGGCCUCAUGGAUUACUAGCCUUAUGGGUCAGUCGUGGAUAAAUCAGCUAGUCGAGAGUUAAUGAAGAAGAGGAAACCAUGGCCCUAGUGGAGGAGCCGAUGAUGGACCUUGUCCUUAUCUCUUCUGGUGUCUAGCCCGUGGACAAUAACAAGCAGCCAGUGAUGGGGUUGGGGGGCAGGGGGGUGGGUGGUUCCAAGGUCAAGGCUUCAGGCACUUGCUGAAAAUUACAGUAGCCAGGGAACUCAUCUGGCCUUGUCAGCUCCCUCCAGUAUCUCAGGGAGUCAUACUCAAUGUGCUCCACAAUGCUCGAGAGGCACCAGGAGGUUACUCUCCCGGGCUGGAGGCCGUGCGGUACAGGAAAUCAGAAAUGCAGGCAGGCUGUCAAGAACAAGACUGUUCCCUCUAACUGAGUUUCUCUCACAGAAGGGUAGCUCUGGAAGUGAGACCUUUACCCUGGUGCAUCCCUCACCUCCCUCUGCUCUUGGUUCUGUCCCAAGAAAAGUCUCUUAGCAAGAUGUGCUGAGGUGGGAGCAGAGCAGAGGCUCAGGUUCACUCCAGCAGUAAAGCCUUCCUCUUCUGCAUUCCCUGGAGAACCCUCAGUUCUGUGGGUCCGGUCGGCUUGUUCGGAGCCAGCCUGUCCCUGGAAGCCAGGGGAUUCUGGUGCUCUGCAGGCAUUGGCCUGAAUUCCCUGCAGGCCUUCCGGGCCUUCCGCUGUCUCGUAUCCUGUACUUUCUUUUCUGGGGGACAGAGAGCAGCUCUGCAGGAGGGGGGGCGGGAGGAGAGUCUCCUUUCCCAGAAGAGGUGACAGAAUGAUCAGGUUUCACUUCCUCCCAUUUCCCGAAGUCACGUAAUAAAAGAAUCCAAUAGUAAAGAGGUCUGUAUUAAUCCAUUCACAUAUCAAAGUGGAAAAGAACUUAUGUGCUGACUUCCCUCUAUUUUCCCAAGAGAAGAUUCACUCUCAUGUGUGAGAAUGACUUCUGGAAAUGUCUCCCAUCCUCCCCACCUCCGGGCUGUGGUACAGCUUCUAUCCCAAAGACCCCCACUAUAGUGAGUCAUCCAGGGAGAGGUGGAUUGCUUCAUGUAGCUGGUCUCAAAUUCUUUUGAGAAAAGGCUCUCAUUUCCUGUUUUUUCCCCUACCCCACCAAAAACUACCCACACUCUGAGUAUAGCUUAUGUUAAGUGAACAGAUACGGAGAGCCAUAACGCCAGCCAACCCAGCCUGACACAUUCAACCUAAAUUUUGCCAUAGAACAAAAAGAAGACGGCUCUUUGAAUUGUGUGCAUUUAGGUAUAUAGUAUCUGUAUUUCAGAUUCUUACAAAUUUGAGAAACCUGAAAGAUCCCUUUUAUUUCUCGCGAUUUGGGCGGCACCUGCAUCGCUUUAUCCAGUUCCUUGAGUUUCUCCUGGGCCUUUAGGGACUCCUCUCUCUUCACCUCUUCUCCUCUGGUCUCCGAUUCCCAAGGGCCAUGGGGCCAGAGCUGAUGUUCUGGCCUGCCUUUGUCUUUCUUACUGUCUCCCUCUCUCCUCUGCUUUCGGUCGGCCAUCUCUCUAGUACUCUCCUCUUGGUCCUCCUCUCCAUUAGGACCAGGGUCACACGUUAGGUCAGUCUAGUUCGAAGGCGAAGCCCCCUUCCUGCCCCGGCCUCAGAUGACAGACAAGUCAUACAAACCCAGACUGACUCUUCAGAGUGACCAGCUUCCCUGAACCAUCUAGGGAGGUCACUAUGGAGACCCAGGGACUGUUUGUCAUCCGGACCACAAGGUGGGACUAUCUGCUUGGGCUGGUGGUGACAGGAUCCUGACGGUUUCCUCUCCGUGCCUCCUCCCAAGAUCUGUCACCACACCCCAGUAGGGAUGUUGGGAUUCGGACAGUACAGAAACCUCCCUAGGCAAGGAGAAAGUUCAGAUAGUGCCUCUAUAUUCUGAUUUUGCCUUCCCCCAUCAUGGAAUCGACACCUGGACCCCAGAGCCCAGCAGGCCCAUGCCAGAGCCAAGGAGGCAGGAGCAGGCCCCCGGGGCAGGCUGCAGCACACGGGCUGGAGGGGCCGCAGCAGAGCCGAGCCGGCCAUAGGCUUCCUGACGGCUCCCCCCAGCUCAGCGUGCCCAGGUCAGUCCAAGCAGGAAAACAGACUGAACAGCAGGUGCUGUGUGAGAUCUUAGGCCUUGAACUUUUUUUUUUUUUAAGAAAGAGAAAAAAAGUGAAAUUAACAAGCCUCUUUUGUAAAUGAUUUUUCUUUCUAUGUAUAAAAUCCCGGCAGUUCCUUGUUUUUACAUGUUCAUGCUGUGUAAUUUUGAGAUGUUACUGAGAUCCUGAACAUAAUGUGCAUUUUUUUCUGUACAGAUGAAAUGGGAGAAUUUAAUAAAGAGUUUGCAGGUUUUUA
Molecule: messenger RNA, 5731 nt
Organism: Leptonychotes weddellii (Weddell seal)
Lineage: Eukaryota; Metazoa; Chordata; Mammalia; Carnivora; Phocidae
Source: RefSeq, a predicted model, not a curated record